CUUUUGCUCCCUCAUUGGUCAGAUGCAGGCUCGUUCAGAGACACUUGAAAACCGCUGGCUGUGUAAUGUCUUUACUUUUCCCCGCCACGCGCUCGCUGUCGCACUGACGUAGCGUUAAGAAGGCAGGACGCGCAGCGCGAUUGGGAUAGAAAUGCAGCCCUCCAACGUCCCAAAUUACUUUAAUCUCUCUCCGUUUAGGAAAUUACAGCCAUACAAUCUGCUUAUUCUGUCAAGUUAUUAUCCGUGAGAAUUCGCUUUUUUCGCCAUGAGCUGCUUGGAUGUUAUGUAUCAAGUGUAUGGUCCACCACCUCAGCCUUAUUUUUCCGCAGCGUAUAGCCCAUAUCAUCACCAGAAAUUGGCAUUUUAUUCCAAAAUGCAAGAAGCGCAAGAGAGCAUCAGCGGGGGAAGCUCGUUCUCGAACCUCGCGGGUCCGACGAUUAAGGAGGAGGACUGCGCGCGCGAGAAAGAUCACCCUCCGGAGGCCGAGUACCUGAACUCGCGGUGCGUGCUCUUCACCUACUUCCAGGGGGACAUCAGCUCAGUGGUGGACGAGCACUUCAGCCGGGCCCUCAACCAGCCCACCAGCUACGUCCCCGGGUCGGUCAGCAACAAGUCCGCACGAGAUGGAUCAUUCCCGAUGAGCCAGAGGAGUUUCCCCCCGUCCUUCUGGAACAGUGCGUACCAGCCCUCCUCCAUGAGCAGUGCUAUAGGAGCCUCCCACUCAGAGAUACCCUUCCCUGGGGACCCUUACUCCUCCGCCUCCCUACACAGCCACCUCCACCAUGCUACCCCAGAGCCCUGGCACCACUCACACCACCACCACCACCACCACCCUUACUCACUUGGCGGGGCCAUCGGCACCCAGGGCUCCACCUACCCUCGACCCAGCAUGCACGAGGUGUAUGGCACGCACUUUGACCCCCGCUACAGUUCUCUGCUGGUGCCCUCCGUCCGGCCGCACCGGCUCCCUCCAUCCACUGUCCCCGGGCCGAGCGCCUCACCGUGUGACAUUGGGAAGAGUGAGCCAACCAGCUCGGCCUGGACCGGGACCUUCACCGGGGCAGGGGCAGACAUUAGCCAGAGCAUCGGCCUCAAUGUGGACGCAGGUCUGCAGGCCCAGGAUAAGAGCAAGGACUUGUACUGGUUUUAAAGCUCUGCUGCCCUCCAGGCCUGAGCUGGCCUCUGUGUUUCUCUGCACUGUGUGAUAUUGACAGACAUUUUCUGUAACAGAUUCUAAUCUCACUUGCAGCUCGACGCUACACCCUCUGUGGCGGAAACAUCCUCAGCUGAAAUUACGCCAUUGUGGAUACCAUCUGCUGGAAAUGCAGUGGACAAGGGAGAUAAUCUAAAACUGAGUCUCUCCUACUUAAGAGAAAGGAGGGCUGGACAGCAUGCCAGAAAUACUAAGUGGUGUGACUGACAACUUUUAUCUGGCCAAGACUGAACAUUUUCAACUCCUCCAAAGAGGACACUUGUUUAAAAAUAAAACAAAUAUGGUGAAUGUGUGAAACUGGAACAUCAAAAAUGAGAUUUGACAAGAGCAUAGUCAGAGACUGGACAAACACUUUUUGCCAUUGUUGUUUUUCUAUCCGUGAAAGGAGAGAAGCAAGAGAGAGGAGCAUUCUCUAACAUGACUGAAGUGAGCACUGGCUAUUUGAAGCCACUUGACUCUAUCUAUAUUGCUCCCCAGCAGCUGUCAACGACAACUGUUUCAGAACUCAACGGACACACACAAUCGUAGUGUCACUGCACAGUGUUUGACGGGGGCUCCAGACUUCAUAAAAGGAGCAUUUUGUCAAAUCUGGACCCUGACCCACAGGGAACAACUGGUUUGACUGGUGAUUUUGAGGGGGAAGGGUGGACAGGUGGUAGCAGAAGUGGACACACACAACUGUGCUAUGUAUGUAUGUCUGUGUGCGAUCUAUGGGCAGCUCAAUACAUGUGUAGGAUCUUAAUUUGAUCACCCUGUUGCAGGAUAACUUUUUUCUAACUUGUAGCGUAUUUGAGGUUUAAAAAGGCUUCUGAAGUUUGUAAUUUCCACUUUGAAAUUUCAGAGUUGAUUUUCCCUUACGAAAAUUGAUCAAUCCCUACACAAAUGUCCAUUAUAAUCCACAUAAUAAUUCACAUUUCCUGUUGCUGCAGGAUUAUUUUCCCGCUUUACAAAUUUUGGCUCAAAUUAAGAUCCUACAUCUGUGAUAAUGUUGUAUUUAAGAUUUGGAUCUUUAUAAACUUAUUCCUCAUUGUUUUUCAGUCAUCCCAGGUAUAAUGCAAAGUCAAACGAUUACCCAUUUAAUAUUGUAUUGUGAACAUAUUAAUAUAUUGCCUUUUAAAGUAUUUUUUCUUGAUACAGUUCUAAUGUAAUGUCAAUGUGUUGCCUGUAACUAUAAAGCAACGGAACAAUAUGAUUAAAACCCAAAUAUAGGCUCUGAUUGUUUAGGCGAACAUGUACACGGCAGAUAUGGGUGAUCUUUAGAAAAUACAAUUUCAUAGACAGUCCAAUUGAAAACUAUUAUGUUUGAUGAUGUGUCAGUCUAUUAUUCUGGUUCAUUUCUUCAAUGAUAUUAUAUUGUACAACAUCCAUAUCUUCCAGCCAUCUGUAAGCACAACUUAAGUGUUACAUUUUUACCCUCCACUAAUGCAUUGUCAAUGUACUGGGGUUCACAGUCAUCUUAUUUUCUUUCUCCCCUCUUAACCUUUUACUGCAGUGGGCUAAAUCAGGGUCAAACAGAGUGUUUCUGGGUAGUCUUAAACAAAUCUACUUUGAAACAAAAGUAUACACCUCACACACAUGGUUAUGGGCUUUAAAAAAGAAGACACCUGUACCUUGUCAGAUAUAGAUUUGAAAUGUAUUACAUUUUGAGUUUGUAUCCCAAUACUUCACUUUAUAUACAUCACAGAAAACUAAAAUAUAACAAAACGGUUUGACAUAGAAACACCAGAUUUUCAUCGUAAAAAAAAAAACUUUAUUAAUGAGAACAUUAUAACAAAUAUCAAUAACGUUCCACCCAUGAAGCCAAAGAGGCUUUUGGCCAAUGACUGCAGGAAAGGGCUACAUCAUUCUCUUGUAGAUAUUGUCAAUGCUAAUGCUUCAACUUUUCAGUGCAAAGACAUUCUGUAUGUCUAAAGGGAAUUCAAUACCGUACACCAGCAAAAGUGUAUGAAGUAUUUGUACAGAGUAGUAUU
Salmo salar (Atlantic salmon) is the source of this 3183-nucleotide messenger RNA. Its product is annotated as transcription cofactor vestigial-like protein 2. NCBI's taxonomy places the organism in Eukaryota, Metazoa, Chordata, Actinopteri, Salmoniformes, Salmonidae. Gene Ontology annotation, cellular component: nucleus. Gene Ontology annotation, biological process: regulation of DNA-templated transcription. The record is from RefSeq and is a predicted model, not a curated record.